UAAAAAGAGACGCCGCUUCCAUAAGGUCAGAGAAAGAGAGGACACUUGUCUCUUGCGGACGGAUGGAUGAGUGGGGGAGUCAUUUGCAUCAUCAAAGUGCCUCUUCUAACUGACAUUGAAAUUUGCUUUGCUUUUGCAUCAAAAACUGGUUGGAAGAAAUAGAAGAAAAAGGAGAGCAAUUUAGUACCACGUAAAAAAAAAAAGAGAAGAAAACGAGUUUCCGAUGAUGCAACGGGUUCCAUCCGGUUUUGUUCCGCCUUUCUUUCUAGUUAAAUUAACCCAUAUAACAGGACGUCCAUUUUGUAUUCCGGCAGCCGAAAAAAAAACAAAAAAAACAACAGGAAAUGGAAAGAAAUAAAAAUCAGCGUCAUAUACGCCGUCGUACACACCGCAAUAUAAAGUUUGGCCUACAUUUUCACCUAACCGUGGCUGCGUAUGGCGUCAUCAUUCGGCAUAUGUUUCCUUUCUCCUCAACUACAUAGAAAAGGCCCAGAAAGUAGGCCGUGAGAAAGUCGAGCCUUUGGCGGCUGUGACCUGUGAAAUGCAACAAACGGAAAAAAUUGCAAUAAAAAAUGGACAGCAAGACGAUAUGAAAUGUCUUUCCUUUAAUCCCCUUCUUCCGUCCAAAGAUUAUUUUUGUAAAACAAAAUUUUGAUCUAUGGCGAUCGAUACUCCACAGAUAUUGCACAGCCGUGUGUGUACCGUCUUGAUUUAUUUCACUACGUGCGUCCCUCCUAUAUGGCAAGUACAAAACUAAGAAUCGACUUAUUUUCUUCGAGAGGGGAAGAAUAAAACGAAAUAAAAAUAAUAAAAAGGUCUACCGCGCAAAGGACGUAACCGAAGAAGAGAGCGGACAACACAGAGACGUUUUCUACUUGUAUUGUAAAAAAUAAAUAAGAUCGGAGGGUUGACAUUGCACCCUCCUCCAUCAGCAAAAAAGAAGAAGAAGAAAAAAAAACAUACUGUGACCUGGAACCUUUUUUUUUUCAGCCCUCCUUUCCAUAUGGAAAGAAAAGUUUUUUUUUUUUUUUUACAACAUCAUCUUAAAGAACCUCCCUCUUCACCCUGUUAUUGCCGAAGAAAAAAAAAGGCCGGUGUCAGCGAGGGUUUGGAGGGUGGAACCACCCGAGAUGGUUUGUUACAAAAGGAGCCAUCCACCCGUUGAUUGGCGUUCAGUUGCACAAGUGAAGCGAUCGAAGAGAGACCCUUACCACUUGGCUCUUUUUUUUUUUUUUGAAUUCCGUUCAAACUUUUUCAGUUUUGGUUUUUAGUUUUUUGGGGGGGGAUUUUAAGUUUUUAUUUGGUUUUUGUUGUUUGUUUUUUUCGGCUGGAAAUUGAAGAAGAAAAGGAACAAAAUGGGAGGAUCGGGAAUUCCGCAACAACAGUAUUGCCUGCGUUGGAAUCAACAUCGAUCAAAUUUGUUAGGCGCUUUUGAUCAAUUGCUACAAACGGAAGCGUUGACGGAUGUGACCCUGUCGUGUGGAGGUGCUUCCAUCAAGUGUCACCGCAUCAUCUUGGCCGCCUGUUCGGGCUAUUUUCAAUCGCUCUUCGUCAACGACAGCGUCUACCUGGCCUCUCCGCAACAGCAUCCGAUCGUCGUCUUCAAAGACAUUCAAUUGUCCGAAUUGAAGGCCAUCCUCGAGUUCAUCUACCGGGGCGAGGUGAGCGUCGCCCAGGAGCAGGUCGGCGCCCUACUCAAGGCUGCGGAAUCCCUUAAAGUUAAAGGACUGUAUUCGGAGGAUGGAGCCGGAAGUCCUGCCGGAUUGUCGGGGCUCAGUUUCGAACCGAUUUCUGGCCACACAGCUGAUUCCGGAUUCCUCCCGCAAUUGCGUACGUCGACGCAAACGACUGCACCUGUCCAGCCUCCGCCUGCCCAGCAUCUGCCGGCCAGUCUUCUUCAAAUGCCCUUGUUCAAACGUUCACCUGCCAAGACCCCCGAGAGAACCAAUAGCAGUUUAGAUAAGGAACGGGAUGGAUCAUCCAGUUCCGAAACCAAUCCGCCUGAAGAUGAUCGUGACGAGCCCAUGGUGACGGAUAGAAUGAAAUCCAGCCGCUCUCCAGUCUUUGAUCACGUCAAAGAUUUGGCGCCAGCGUCUUCACUAUCUUCCUAUCACGGCGAAAACGGCAAAAACAAUGGCAACAGCAAUCGACCGGAAUUGAAACGCUACCGACAGUACACUCGGCACGAUAUUGCCGCCGCCAUCGAGGCCGUCCGUAGCGGCCAGAGUGCCCUGCAGGCAUCGCGGCUCUACGGCGUUCCAUCCCGUACUCUCUACGAUAAGGUGAAGAAAUUGGGAAUCGUGACUGGACGGCCCUACCGCCAAUCCAUCGCCGUUGCCGUGUCGUUAGCUCAAGGCGGAAAUCUUUCGUCGGUUUCGGCCGGAUCUCCUGGCUCUCGCGUCAAUGGCGGAGUUGGUGGCAAUGCGGUCGACGAUGACUCGAUGGAUGUACAUCACCACUUGCAUCAUCACAGCAACGGCCAUUUUAGGCGGCUACCCAACAGUCUGGAAGAAUUGAGCCUUUAUUUUGCCGCUUCUCCGGCUGCGGCGGCUGCAGCCGCUGCCGAACUGGCCCUCAGCCAACACGUCCACGCGGCCCAAACAGCCCGCGGCGCUGUUAUCCCUCCGUCGACGACGGACGAAGAUGACAAUAACAGUAACGGUGCAGUGAUUCAUCCAGCGCCCAUCGAUUUGUCACAAAACUACGAGCGGAUGAUGCGCAUAGCAGGCGGCGACGUGGAUCAGACCCAGACGAGAGAUGUGGUCGCGGUAGACACGUCCAAUAAAACCACCGAACUGAUGGUCGAAAAAAGCGCCUGAAACGCCAUCUCUUGUUGGUCUCAUCUUUUGAUUUUUAUUUUUUUAUUUGAUUUUAUUUUUACGGAAAUGACAACAAUUUCUCACACUUGUAUACGAAAAAUAAGACGAAAACGAGAUGCGUUCAAGUCAGGAAGAUUUUUUUUUUUUUUUUUUUUAA
Molecule: messenger RNA, 2976 nt
Organism: Daphnia magna
Lineage: Eukaryota; Metazoa; Arthropoda; Branchiopoda; Diplostraca; Daphniidae
Product: protein tramtrack, beta isoform
Exons: 8
Coding region: 1356-2819 (487 amino acids)
Biological process (GO): regulation of transcription by RNA polymerase II
Cellular component (GO): nucleus
Molecular function (GO): protein binding; DNA binding
Source: RefSeq, a predicted model, not a curated record